AGCCUCUUAAGCUGGCCCUGAGAGUGGAAAUCAAGGCAUGGAAGCUGUUGUUUGGGAAAGAACUUAACAGGAAAUAUCGCAAUAAAAUGGAAGAGGUCUGCAACUUCAUAGAAGACUACAGCAAACGCUUGGCUCGUCCAAUCCGAGAUCUUGAGGAUGUACGAGAGGCUAUGGCUGCUCUUACUGACAUCAGAGAAAACACCAUACAGAUAGACAUGACACUCGGCCCAGUGGAGGAAUCCUAUGCUAUGCUGCAAGAUUUUGGGGUCACCAUUCCAAAGGAAGAGACAGACAAAGUUGACUCAGUCAGAUAUUCCUUCCACAAACUCAUCUCCAGCUCAAAUCAGAUUCAAGAUGAGCUUGUCAGUGUUCAGCCUGGCUUCAAGAGUGAGCUACUCACUUCUGUGGAGGUCUUCCAUAAAGAUGUUUCCGAUUUUGGACUCAAUUAUGACACUGAAGGACCCAUGUGUGAAGGCAUCACUCCAACUGAAGCCAAUGACAGAUUGCAGGCAUUCCAG
Molecule: messenger RNA, 518 nt
Organism: Mizuhopecten yessoensis (Yesso scallop)
Lineage: Eukaryota; Metazoa; Mollusca; Bivalvia; Pectinida; Pectinidae
Product: dynein heavy chain 8, axonemal-like
Exons: 4
Source: RefSeq, a predicted model, not a curated record